ACCAGGGUUCGCGUGGGUUGAACAAGCCGGUACAUUUUUGACAAAUAAAAAUGCACAGACACAGUGAGGUUGCUGGUAUUCCCAAGUCAUCUUGGUGAGGAGAACUGCAGCAAUAUGAGAGUAAUUUCAAAGCUUUAUGCUUUAUGCCAAAUCUCCGUUCUUCUUUCCAUCGGAGUUCAGGCGAGGCCAUCUAAAGAUUCGAAUUUCUUCAAAAGUCUUUUUAAUCACGAGCUAAGCGAGCGUGAUGCAAAUGAUGAAAGCAAAGCAUUUCAAGAAUGGGUGACCAGGGAACACGGCAGCAACAACGAAGAUUCUGAUCAUGUCGUUAACGUUGAUGAUGGUGGAGCGUCAUUGAGUGAUAAUCCACCUGGAAACAUCGUCAUUACAAAUGAUGAUAAGAAGAAUGAUGAUUAUGACUAUGAGGGUAAAGUUGAUGGUGAUUAUGAAGAUGAUGAUCAAGGAGGUGAUGAUAAUGACGAUCAGGGUGAAGAUGAUGGUGAUUAUGAAGAUGAUCAAGGUGAAGAUGGUGAUUAUGAAGAUGAAAAUCAGGGUGAAGCUGAUGGUGAUUAUGAAGAUGAUGAUCAAGUUAACAAGGACGGUCCACAUCCCUUCAAUUUUGAGGAUAAUCCAGACAUAUCCGCGUCCGAUAUUAUAUAUCAAGUCAAUUCGAAUGCUGGUUUGAUGCAUAACACUUUCGAAGAAGACAUACUUAUCGAUCCCUCUCGAGUGCAGGAAGUGGCCUCAUGGGGGGCCGAAAAUGACAUCACUAAACGCAUGCCGACCUCGGUAAAUAAUCGGGAGUACAGAUGGCCGGGUGGACUGGUGCCCUAUAAGAUUGAUUCUACUUUCCUGAGGGAUCAUAAAUCUAAUACUCAACAGCUCGAGGCUGCUAAAGCUGAGUAUGCCUCAAAAACAUGCAUUAAACUUGAAGAACUACCGCCGGGAAGACAGAGUUAUCAUGUCAAUCUUAUCAGCGAUAGUGGGUGCUAUUCAUACAUUGGACGACUAUCCGGCAUAAGUGGCUUUAGCCAAAGUCAAGAUAUCUCCAUUGGUAUAGGUUGCAACUUCAAAUCAACAAUUGUUCACGAAUUUCUCCAUGCAUUAGGAUUUUGGCAUGAACAGAGCAGACCAGAUCGGGAUGACUAUGUUACAAUUUUGUGGCAAAACAUCAGGCGAGGUGUAGAGAAUAACUUUCAGAAACAUGGUUCAGAAAAAACUACAAACCUUGGUGUGGAAUAUGAUUAUGAAAGCGUGAUGCACUAUGGGAAGACAGCAUUCAGCGUAAACGGACAACCCACUAUUAUAAGGAAAAAUGAUCCUGAAGGUCAACUUGGCCAACUGGUUUACGGCGGAUUGUCUGCUAAAGAUGCCGAAGAAAUUAACAUUUUUUAUGGCUGUAAAACUCCAGGAACAACAGCGCCACCUCCGACAACACCCUCAACCUCACCUCCGACAACACCCUCAACCACACCUCCGACAACACCCUCAACCUCACCUCCGACAACACCCUCAACCUCACCUCCACCAACUAUCGAGAUUGAAUCAGAUCUUGCCGUUCCUUGA
Molecule: messenger RNA, 1563 nt
Organism: Dendronephthya gigantea
Lineage: Eukaryota; Metazoa; Cnidaria; Anthozoa; Malacalcyonacea; Nephtheidae
Product: low choriolytic enzyme-like
Exons: 14
Coding region: 115-1563 (482 amino acids)
Biological process (GO): proteolysis
Molecular function (GO): zinc ion binding; metalloendopeptidase activity
Source: RefSeq, a predicted model, not a curated record